Molecule: messenger RNA, 2268 nt
Organism: Xiphias gladius (swordfish)
Lineage: Eukaryota; Metazoa; Chordata; Actinopteri; Istiophoriformes; Xiphiidae
Gene: pde9a
Product: phosphodiesterase 9A
Exons: 20
Coding region: 282-1883 (533 amino acids)
Biological process (GO): cGMP catabolic process
Molecular function (GO): 3',5'-cyclic-GMP phosphodiesterase activity
Source: RefSeq, a predicted model, not a curated record
AGGCGGGGACGUACAUGGACAGGCUUUAUGAGAUGCGGUCAGAGCUAGGUGACACAGCGAACAAAGAACGGGAGAGUCAGUGAAAAGAAAAAGAGAGGGUUUAUAACUGUGUGUUUAACUGACAGGCUGGCGGGUGAAAUGUUGUCGAACCAUUGACUCACCUUUCACCCUUUCGGUUUGUUUAACGGCGGUGGGAGGAGGGCCAGAGCGGGGGAACGGAGCUAGGAGCUGGAAACGCGCAGCAACACACUGACAACGGAAAGGGGAGAGGAGAGGGGACCAUGGGCUCUGCUUCGUCCUCUUACCGGGUCAUUUACCUGGACGUGGACGGCAGGAUUCAGAAGGUGGUCUUCAGUAGAUUCUGCAGCCCAUGUGAUAUCAAGGAACUGUUCUGUACAGCCCUGGGUGUGCCAAGGAAUACUAUUCUGUCCCUCCUGGAUUCCUGUGGAGCCAUGGUUUCCAUCGACCCCACCAUGCCACACAAUACAGAGAGGACUGACAUUCGUGGCUGCCAAGAACUGCAGGUGGGGGCAGGAGGGAGGAAAGAGAACAUAGCACAGUACAGGUCACCGUACCGAGUGGUGCCUAUGACUGGAGGACAGCUUGCUGAUAAGGAGGAACUCUUUCAGAAUGUACUGACGCAAGUAGCAGAACAGUUUUCAAGGGCGUUCAAGAUCAAUGAGCUGAAGACAGAGGUCACCAACCGUCUUGCCAUGUUGGAGAAGAGAGUAGAGUUGGAGGGUAUGAAAGUGGUGGAGAUUGAGAAAUGUCGCAACGACAUCAAGAAGCUCCGUGAGGAGAUGGCAUCAAGAAACAACAGCAACUUCCUGGAAGACAAUAAAAAACUGACUCCUCGUAGAGACGUGCCCUCCUACCCCAAGUAUCAUCUGUCUAAGGAGACAGUAGAAGCUCUUAGAUUGCCUACAUUCGAUGCUUGGCAGUGGGAACCCAAUGAGAUGCUGAGCUGUCUGGAGCAUAUGUACCAUGAUCUUGGCUUGGUCAAAGACUUUAACAUCAACCCCAUCACACUCAAGAGAUGGCUGUUGUGUAUUCAUGACAACUACAGAAAUAACCCCUUCCACAACUUCCGCCACUGUUUCUGUGUCACCCAGAUGAUGUACAGCAUGAUCUGCCUCUGCAGCCUACAGGAGAAGUUAACUCAGGUGGAAAUUUUAAUUCUCAUGACAGCUGCUGUAUGUCAUGAUCUUGAUCACCCUGGAUUCAAUAACACGUACCAGAUCAAUGCUAGAACAGAGCUGGCAGUUCGCUACAAUGACAUCUCCCCUCUGGAGAAUCACCACUGUGCUGUGGCUUUUCAGAUAUUCUCUCAGUCCGACUGCAACAUCUUCUCCAACUUCGACCCAGAGGCCUUCAAACAGAUACGACAGGGAACCAUCACACUGAUCCUAGCCACAGACAUGGCACGACAUGGUGAGAUCCUUGACUCCUUCAAGCAUAAAGUUGACAACUUUGACUACACAGAUGAGGAACAUGUCACCUGUCUGAAGAUGGUGCUUAUCAAGUGCUGCGACAUCUCCAAUGAGGUGCGACCCAUGGAGGUGGCUGAGCCCUGGGUUGACUGUCUGCUGGAGGAGUACUUCAUGCAGAGUGACAGGGAAAAGGCUGAAGGGCUUCCUGUGGCUCCGUUCAUGGACAGAGAGAAGGUCACCAAACCGACAGCACAGAUUGGCUUCAUCAAGUUUGUCCUCAUCCCCAUGUUUGAGACUGUGAUGAAGCUGUUCCCACAGAUUGAGGAAGCAAUGGUGCAGCCACUCAGAGAGUCAAGAGACCGAUACGAAGAACUCAAACAGAUUGAUGACGCCAUGAAUGAGGUGCAGAAAAAGAAAAGUGAAAACUUGACCAUGGGAGGGAAGAAGAAGUAAACAUUUUGGAAAAGAACCAGUGAGAGUAGAGCACAGGAGUGAAGCAGUGUCAUGUAAAGUAAACUGUAGUCGUCAGACAAGUUGGUUCGUUAUGGACCAUCACUCCGUCCUCUCCUCACUUCAUCCUGUUGAAGAGCAGUGGACCAACAGGAUGUGUGAUCUAAGAAAAUCAGGUAGAUUUCCAGUCUGUCACAGAAAAGUGAGCGAGUGGAUCUUUGAGAGCAGCUCUCAGACCGCAUUACACUGAUGGACUCGAGGAAAUGAUGGACAAUACAAAGCAUUUUUGAGGGAAUGCCAGCAUUUGUACAGCACAGACUGCUUAAGUGAACAAUAUUUAGAUACAUAUCUUGAAUGGUUUUUUAUUUGACGUGUUGUUUUUAUACAG